AGACGGACAAGCACUGACGUAGCCUGCCAUGUACUCUCUGAUGCGCUCCACACACCCACCAAAUAAACACGCCUGUCACCGCUAAAGCUGUCGUCACUCUUCGCUAAGCUGCCCCCCUUUGCGAUCGGUUGGCCGCUAACGCGUGCACAGCCAGGUGGCCCCCGUCAUGGCGGCUGGCGCAUGUUUUUUCUUUCAUUCAGCUACGGAGCACGAGAGGAAAAACCUAAAAAACGACGGAAACAAAAAAAAAAACACGCAGCGAGCUCUUAUAUCUCCCACCAAGCCCCUCUCUUCUCUUCUCUUCCCUCCCCUACUGUGUCUAUCCUCAAGUCUGCUCUUUACACACUGCAUCCUCGUCGUUGUCCUUGACGCUACGCUCUAUAUCACAACAACAGCCAAGCCUCCCUGUGUUCACCCUUCCAUCUAUCACAAUUCAUGAAGACACGCACCGCUACCUCGGCAGAUGUGCCCCGCAUUGCAGCCAUAAUCUUGGCCGCCGUGGCCGCCGAGGAGCCUUGGAGAGCUUACAUCCCAGCAGCUGCUCGCCAGAAUGGCACCUACACUGCGGCCGUGGAGAGACUUGUCAAGGGAUAUGUAGAGGCAUCUGAAAACGAAUGGACUGUUGAAGUUGUCGAAACUGGCAAGUCAGAUGCCCAAGGCAACCCGAUAAUCGCGUCCGUUGCCAUCUGGGAUAUGCGCGCUGCGCCGCCACCAGCUAGACGUGGUAGCAGUCUCGUCAGCAACAGAAGCAGUCAAGAAGUGGAUGCGGCUAAAGCGGCAGCCAAAGCACCGGCUUGGUCCGACGAUUGGGCAAUCGACCCCGAAAACGACCGCUUACAGUCCCUGAAUAACGCCUUUGCCCAGGGUAAACAGCAGUUCUUUGCAGGCGGAGGACCGCAGAUCGUCCUGCGACUCUUGGCCACGGCUCCCAAUUGCCAGCGCAAUGGGUACGCCAAGGCCCUCUGUAAGUCUGGGCUUGAGAUCGGCUGGCGGAGACAGGCCGCCGUGUGCCUACAAACUGGCGUGCGAGGAUACAUUGCGCUCUCGGCCAUGGGAUUUUCUGAAGUUGGCGCCGUGACUAUUCCUGCUAUACCGGGCCAAGAGGAACAGGUGCUAAAGGCGCUUAAAAUGGAUGUUGCCAAGGCGCAAGAGAGCCACCCCAGCUUCAUGACAUCCUUUUGGAACUAUGUCCGCAACUAACACGCUUGCGGUACUGACCCUCGCCCGGUAUUGGCAUAUCUGGCUGGCACACCACGGUCUUUUCGAUUUAUCGAUUUUGUUUCGGCGUUUUAUGAUGUAGUUAUGUGUUUAUCUUAUGUGUACGAGUACUACUUUUAUCCUAUGUACUCCAUCAUAUUGUAAUAUAUGGUGUAUACUUUCCAGUUUUCUGGCCGGCUGUGUUACUGAUAGUCUUGACGUGGAAAGGUUCUAACGUCUCGAGCACUUCUUUAGAUACGAGGCUCAAUUGCUGCAAGAUUUCAGGAAGAGCGCAGUACAAUGCGUCCAGGUCGCCGCUUUCAACCUUGACGGCGAUUCCAAUAGCGCCUGUCGCACCCAAGGCUUUGGUAGCUUCCGAUCCACGCAUGCCGAUGCCAUAACACGCAGCAGCGCCGAUUUUACCAAUUGCCUGUCCUUUGCAUGCUCGCAUGAAUAUCGAGCAAAAUCUCUCUUCGCCAGCAACAAGUUCAGGAUACGAUGUCAUGGCGUUGAAGAUUCGCGCCAUAUCCUUGGUCCGUUGCCCAAAAGGAGCAUCGUUACGAUCAACGAUAUCAGCUGCAUCAGCAAACAUGGCAAACGAUUUUGCCAGGCAUGAGAGCGGCAUAGCGGGUGUAGCCAUAUUACAACCGUCCACACCCCAUUUGACCUGGUCUUCGUCCAACCCCGCCGCAUAGGCCAUGAUUUCCUGGAUUCUCUUUUGGAUAGGAUGUUGGAACUCGUGGUACUGGUCGGUACUUUCUCCAAUGGCCCUUGUUGCGGCUAGCAUACCACUAUGCUUGCCAGAACAGUUGCUGAAGACAGCAGUUGGCGUUAUACCGUCUUGCGCCCAUGCCUUGUUAAUCUGCGGCAAGAUGGACGGGUGGCCGCCACAAGCCAAGUCGCUCUCCUGAUUACCGGCCUUCUCCAAAAUAGCUCGGGCCCUAUCAACAUGUCGUGCCUCACUGUUAUGAGAGGCGCACGACAGAGCAAGGUCAGCUUCAUCUAGCCCGUACUUGUCCAUAGCCCCGGACUCCACGAUGGCCAGUGCCUGCAUAGGCUUCGCUGCUGAACGAAUCAAUGUCAGUCUGUCAUAGUCUCCGAUGCUUCGGAUGAGUUUCCCAGUAGCGUCAGUAAUGGCAACGUGAAUCUCAUGUCGGUCUUCCACAAUUCCAUUCCUGUUCGUUAUGACAUAUUGAAUAUCCCGUGACGGUAAGAGUUUCGGGAUCGGCGUUGGCGGCGCUUGAGCUGCAUGAGCGUCAUCAUGCACUGGUCCCGGCAUGGCGUCUGCGUAAGAUAUAAAAAGACCGCUGCGAAUUCGCUUUCUUGGGGGCUCACGAAAAUUCAGACUCUUGGUAAACUGUUUCAAGAUGAAUUUUAGGAAGUGCAGUCUAACAGUCUGACUCCAUAACCCCGUGGGGGUCACCUAGGCCGAACUCGCUGUGUUGGCCCCAUUAAGAAGGUCACGGCAUUGUAAAGGCGGUCGGUUAGUCGGUCCGUCGGCUGGUGGCUUAUAUAUCAAAAUGAGCCGUUUGCUGUCAUUUUUAGAAAGAAGAAAUGGCAAUAGCAGUGAAAAAAGCACAUUCCAAACAUGAAAUUGUAUUUAUAUGUGCGAGUUUCUAUGUACAGUAGAGAUACAAAGCAGCGCGGUCGCUGACGCUGCUUAAUGGGUGAUGCGGAGCUGAGAGAAGUGGACUUCAGAGGCCUUGGUGCCCUGGUUGUAGUUGCCGGCUUUGAAGUAGCUCUUGGGGUUGUUGAGCUUGUGUGUGCUGAACUGCUUGAAGUUGGCGCCGUUGAUGCUGACGGAGAGAUUGCCGUGUUCGUAGCGAAUCUCGUAGGUGAACUUGGAGUUGGCACCGACCUUGCCGGCAGGCUCACGCUUCUGGGUGCAGUCGUUGGUGGCACACUCCUGUACGCCAAAGUUGAGGUCGCCGGUGUGGCUCAGGUAGAGCUCAGCAACAGGCUUGUGGGAGACGGAGUCGUCGACGUGGAUCUGGCCCACGCAGAUCUCGCCCUCGUUCUUGGUGACCUGAACCUCGGCAAAGAGGCGGUUGGCGCUGGCAGAGGGGCUCCAGGAGCCGUUCUCGCGAAGCUCGCUGCGGCAGUGCUUGCUGUUCUGAGUAGUGACGCACUUGCUGGACUCGGGGACCUUCAUAACCAUGGUGCCAUCGUUGCUGUCGGUCUUGAACCACUCAUCACUGUAGCCCUUGCAGCCUUUGAGCUUGUCGCCACCGACCUGCUUAGGGUGCUUGUCCUCGCCAACGGGCUCCUGCAGGGUGAACUUGGUCAGGUCGAAGUUGCCGCCAGGCGCGCACUUGGCAUCAAGGGCGUAGCCCAGAGCGGCUGAAGACAGAACAAUGGCGGAUGAGAAACGCAUGUUGAUGGAUGUGAGAGAGGUAUGUAUUGGAUACAAAGGUGAAAAGUAAGGAAGGAGACGAUCGUUGGUAUCAAUGGGGAUGGGCUGUAGGACAGAUGACUGAGGAGGGUGAGCUUCACAGACUUAUAUAGAGAGCGUACACGAACGAUGGGAACCUCGACGGCCGAUCAGCCGCGGACAGCCAUACGAGCGAACCAUACAGGGCCAAAGACAAUAUCGGCAUUGACGCAGCCCUGGAUGUAGCCGUAACAAUGGGCCAGAACCAUGCGCGGCUUACACCAAUGACAGAGUCUGGAGCUCCCCGGCCCUCCAUUAUGCGCUAGUGGCUGUAAGCGCUGAUGCGGCUGGCGGUGCGUGGCUCUGGGCGAUCGUCAGGCUACCCCGUGGGCUGCCAGCCAUGGCUUGCCGAACUAUAGGUAAGCUCUACAUAACGGAUCGAAGUUGAAUGGUGGCCAUCGUUGGGCUGUCGUGAUAAAAGGGCAUAGUUAUUCUGUAUACAGUCUUUAGAACUCCCGGUUUUCAAUCAACAUUCGCAGACAUGAUUCACAAAACAAACCACAUGCUCCUUUCGUAUCCUACGCAUUACUCGCCGUAAAUGAGAGGCCACGGGGGACGAUCGCGGAUGGGUUGAGC
[Torrubiella] hemipterigena is the source of this 4204-nucleotide messenger RNA. Lineage: Eukaryota; Fungi; Ascomycota; Sordariomycetes; Hypocreales; Clavicipitaceae. The record is from the annotation of a GenBank genome assembly.